CCUAGAGGCAACUAAUGGGGUAACUACCUACGGAUUGGUUAGUAGUUAGUUAACUACUCCGUACAGAGUACCUACCUACUAAGCACUUGGUGUAUUCACUAACUAGUUAAGGGUGUUGACAGCUUACUUAAUUAAGUAAUAGAGUUGGGCCCAAUUGGAGUGACGUAUUUACUUCCCUACCUACUUUAACCAACUCCUAAUUACCUACCUAGGUAUAAAGUGACCUAUCGACCUGCAAUUUCAUACAACUUCAUACCUAGUAUAAAGUAUAAAAUGGAAGAGCUCUAUCAUCGCCUACUUUCAGUGCCAGCAAAACAAUUAUGUUCAAAAUCUACAUUAGAAGAUGACUAUGAUAGUCAGCUCUGUGAUCUGGUAGCCUAUCUCAGGCAGCUACUGGGCACCCUUGAUUCUGGCAUAUCUUUUGAUCAUCAAUCGCAGUGGCCUGAUCCUUCUAUACAUUCUGUCUCUUACCUUUUCAUGUUGCACUUUCAAAUUCUCUUCACACAGACUAGGGAUAAGACGAAGUUUCCAGAGGAUUUGUUUCCCGGGAAAGCUCUGUGGGCCAAGAUUGUGUUCUUCCUGAGGAACUUCGACCCGUUUCAAAUAAGUUAUGUUGGUCCAGAGUGGUGUAGGCUGCUCGAACAUGUGAAGCUUGCUGCAAACGCAGUGUUGAAGCCAUUCGUUGCGGUCAAGUUAAUUAGAGAAGCGAUCAUUCGUCUUGAUCCUUCAUCUUCAUAUCUUACUCCAGCACAUGUUAUGUUUCUGCAACUCUGUUUACAGACAAAGUCCCAUAUUGAAGCAUUGCCCAUAAUGGAUAAGCAUAUUUGCAACAUCCCGGAAAGUACCGAGAUGAUCUAUUCAAAGCAAAGGGCAGUUGCCAGCCUGCAACAUAGAAUGAGACCAACCUUUACCAUUGCAGAGAGUUCACUUUCCAAUGUUUUAACCUAUAGAGACUAUCUGCAAUAUUUCUCAUAUGGUGCAAUGAUCUACAUGGUUCUAAAGAGAUGGGGGGAUGCACUCCACUUCCUAAAUAUCGUGGUAUCUAUCCCAGUGACAAGCUCUAUCAGCUUGAUCAUGGUGGAUGCAUAUAAGAAGCAGAUUCUAGCUAGUCUGCAAGAACACGGAAAGUUGCCUGCUCUGCCAACUACUGUUACACUCCAUACAAAAAAGCUGCUGCGGUCACUUGCAAGGCCGUAUGUUGAUCUAGCGGAUGCUUUUGAGGCUCUUGACACCAAGAGGAUGUUAGAUACUGUUGGAAAAUAUCGGAAAGUUUGGUCUUCGGACAAGAAUCGCGGCCUAGUUAAUCAAAUAGUGGAUGCCUUCCACAGCCAUCUACUUUUAAGCUUGGGGAAAACUUUCGCCGCUCUCAACAUGACAGACAUUGCCAGACUUGAUGUAGGCGAAGAACCGGAGCCAGUUGUGAUACGAUGCAUCAUGUCCGGGGCUUUGCAUGGAAGUUUAGUGCAAUCGGGAAGUGCUGCCCGGUCAUCAAUGCUGCGUUUCACUGAAAAAUCCGUUCCUUUUCCAGUCUCUGUAGAAGAACACAUACAGAAACAGUUGCUCGAGGAGCAAGCAGCCCUGGGAUACUUACAUAGCAGCUUGUGGGAAAAUAAUGGCGGUCUUGAAUCAACCGCUGAGUUUAUCCAGAAUAUGCAAAGAAGGCAGAAGACCAUUGAUAGAGUGCAGAAGGGGAGUCCGAUACUUGUUGAGGGAUUAGGAAACGAAUUCCAACUGGAUGAAGAUAUGAUGGAAGAUAUGGAUUAGUGUGGAUUUUAGAGGAUGACUUUAUAUAUUCAGGUGAGAUAGACCUGUGAGGAAUGGGUAUAUAGCAUCAGUAUGAAUUCAACACAGUUGAGGGAUUAUGUUCCUAGUAUCCUGA
This is a messenger RNA of Penicilliopsis zonata CBS 506.65, 1879 nucleotides long. RefSeq lists its product as hypothetical. Lineage: Eukaryota; Fungi; Ascomycota; Eurotiomycetes; Eurotiales; Aspergillaceae. Gene Ontology annotation, biological process: ubiquitin-dependent protein catabolic process. Bases 274 to 1764 code for a protein of 496 amino acids. The record is from RefSeq and is a predicted model, not a curated record. Gene Ontology annotation, cellular component: COP9 signalosome. The transcript has 5 exons.